Molecule: messenger RNA, 1536 nt
Organism: Quercus robur (English oak)
Lineage: Eukaryota; Viridiplantae; Streptophyta; Magnoliopsida; Fagales; Fagaceae
Exons: 2
Coding region: 1-1536 (511 amino acids)
Molecular function (GO): RNA-DNA hybrid ribonuclease activity; nucleic acid binding
Source: RefSeq, a predicted model, not a curated record
AUGGCGUCACCCAGGACCGUCAAGGAAGUUCAAAAACUCAUAGGAAGGAUAGCAGCUUUGAACAGGUUCGUCUCCAGGUUUACGGACAAAUGCCUGCCCUUUUUCAAGACCUUGAAACAGGCUUUCGCCUGGACCGAUGAAUGUGAAGCUGCGUUCCAGGAACUAAAGCGAUACCUGAGCAGUCCACCCCUCUUAAGCCCGUCCAAAGAAGGGGAGAACCUAUACUUAUACCUGGCGGUUUUAGCCUCGGCAGUAAAUGCAACCCUGAUCAGAGAAGAGGGCACGAAGCAGCUCCCAGUUUAUUAUGUCAGCCAAGCCUUCCAAGGAGCUGAGUCCAGGUACCCAAGAAUCGAAAAGAUCGCGUUUGCACUAAUAGUAGCCUCGCACAAGCUAAGGCAAUACUUCCAAGCAAACCCCAUUCUCGUAAUGACGGACCAACCAAUCAAGAAAUCAAUGAACAAGCCCGAAGUAGCAGGAAGAAUGGUCCAGUGGGCGAUUGAACUGAGUCAAUUUGACAUUGAGUACCAUCCCAGAACGGCGAUCAAGGCGCAAGCUCUGACGGACUUCAUCACAGAGUUCACUCUUUCAGACGAAGACGGAAUUACCGACGAGGUAGAUAGAUGGACAAUACAAACUGAUGGUUCAUCAGCCCAGAGGAAGGGGGGAGUAGGGGUCGUCAUAACCACCCCCGACGGAGAAGUGCUGAAAUAUGGGGUCCAACUGAAAUUUUCGGCUACCAACAAUGAAGCUGAAUACGAAGGGAUACUGACGGGAUUAAGGCUUGGGAAGGCACUUGGAGCUAAGAACCUGUUAGUCCAAAACGAUUCAAAACUAGUAAUCGGGCAGAUUAGAGGGGAGUAUGAAGCAAAAGAAGAAAGAAUGCAGAAGUACCUCAGGCUGACGAAACAUUUAGCUCAGGAAUUCGAUACGGUGGAGUUCGUGCAAAUCCCAAGAAGCCAGAAUAUGGGGGCAGACGAAGUCUCGAAGCUAGCGUCGUCAAUAAAAGAAGAGAGUAGCAUGGAUUUGACGAUGGAGAUCCAGAAACACCCCAGUAUUGAAGAGGUCUCGACAUUUACCAUCCAUUGCGUAAACAGCUGGAUGACGCCCAUAAUAUCCUUCCUUCAGGACGGGCACCUCCCUCAGAACACAGAAGAAGCUAAGAAGGUCAGGAAGAGGGCAGCCAGGUUCACGAUCCUUAAUGACGCCUUAUACAAGAGGGGCUUCUCCAUGCCUUAUUUGAAGUGUGUCGACGAAGAAGAAGCUAGAUACAUACUGGAAGAAAUCCAUAGAGGAGUUUGUGGCGACCACGCUGGUCCCAGAUCACUAGUGAAAAAGGUAAUAUGGAUAGGAUCUUUCUGGCCAACUACGCAGGUGGACGUUUCUGAGAUCGUCAAGAAGUGCGACAAGUGCCAACGAUACGGGAACGUGCAACGGCUUCUAGCGGAGAAAUUGACGACCAUAUCCUCCCCGUGGCCAUAUGUACAAUGGGGGAUUGACAUCGUCGGCCCACUACCGCAAGGUAAAGGUCAGGUCUAG